CGAGGCCGCCAGGCCGGGCCCCGCCCCCGGCUCUGCUGAGCGGGGGUGGGGGGGGGCCUCUGCGGGGCCGCGGCCGCGCCUGGCCGGAGGGGCAGGAUGGAGGACGACACGAGGAGAAGGACAGAGGACUACCUUUGUGUCUACACAAACGCCGGGCCGUUCGACGUCCUCCCCGCCGCUGCACGCAUGAUCGUCGGGACGUACCAGGUUGACGGCGAGAACCACGGCAGGAAGGUGUUCCGGAGGAUGGAGGACGCGGCGAAGAAGUUCCUCCCCGACGUCGUCUGCUUCUUCUGGGACGACCGGGACGGCGAGGCGCGCCUGCUGG
This is a messenger RNA of Prorocentrum cordatum, 328 nucleotides long. The record is from the annotation of a GenBank genome assembly. NCBI's taxonomy places the organism in Eukaryota, Dinophyceae, Prorocentrales, Prorocentraceae.